CACACAGAGGAGGGGGGGGGGCAGCAGCCGGCUCUCGAUGGGCAGGUCUCUGUGUGAAGCAGUCUACCUGUUGGAGCUCAUUGCGGGAGACGUGUCGGACUCACGCUGAUCGUGGAUCUGCGGGGAACCCAGUGCACUUACGCGGCAUGAAAAGCGCCACCAUGUCCCCCAGACUGUUCCUCUGCGCGGUGUUGGCUGUGUACCAAGGGACAAGAACCUGCAGUGGAUUUAACAUAGAUGAGCGGUUUCCCGUGAUCAAAGAGGGGAAAACCAAAGGCAGCUUGUUUGGAUUCUCAGUCGCUCUGCACGAACAGCAGGGAGUCCCCAACAAGUACCUGCUUCUUACAGGAGCUCCAAAAGAGAAAUCUAAUAAUUUAAAAGAUGUCAACGAAACAGGUGCCGUCUACUCGUGUCCCAUCACAACAGACGCCACAGACUGCUCCAGAAUGGACCUGGUCAGCACAACAGAUCCAUCAGAGAGGGUGGAGGGCAUGUGGCUGGGGGUGACGGUGGCCAGUCAGAGAGACCAGUUGAAGGGACGCGUGCUGGCGUGCGGGCAUCGCUAUGUGAAGAUCAUCAAAGGCGGAGCAGAGGACCAGUUGAAGAUGAUAGGAAAGUGCUACGUCCGGAGCAACGACCUGACCUAUAACACCAACGAUGAAUGGCAGACCAACACUUAUCAGGUCUGCAACCCCAACAACGAUAUGGAGGUGGAGGGCUUGUGCAACAUGGGCAUCUCAGGGGGCUUCACCGAAAAUGAUGUCUACAUCGGAUCUCCAGGCAGCUACGAAUGGCAAGGGAAUGUUCAUGUAACGACAACGUGGUGGAUUCCUGAACCAGACAAUUUCUGGGACACCAAUACCAAAAACUUUGGUAACAUCAAAAGACGACACAGUUAUAUAGGUUACUCCGUUCUUGAGGAGAAGAAGCUGCUGAGCCAGGGCGAAUACACGGUGGUGACAGGGUCUCCCAGGGACGAGUCCAAGGGCUCUGUGAUGUUCGGGGUAAUGAGAGACAGCGACAUCAAGCCGGGCCUCAUCAUCCUCGGAGAACAAGUGGGCUCGUACUUUGGGAGCAGCAUAGCUGUCACCGACCUCAACAAUGACAACUGGAAUGAUCUGAUUGUGGGCGCACCGUUUUACUUUGACCGCAUGAAGGAUCAGGGAGGAGCAGUGUAUAUCUUCAUGAAUGAGAAUGGAUUGUUCCAAAAGAAAGCCAGCUUGGUGCUGAAGGGUCCGGCGGCCUCUGCUUUCGGCUUUGCAGUGGCUGCCAUUGGCGACAUCAACCAAGACGGAUUCCAAGACUUUGCAGUGGGAGCUCCAUUCCACGAAACAGGAAAGGUCUACAUUUGGAUGGGAAGUAAAAAGGGAAUCUCAGAGGAGCCCAGUCAGGUCAUUGAGGGUAAGUCAGUGGGGUCUGGACGAUUUAACACCUUUGGCUACUCCAUCAACGGAGGUAUCGACAUGGAUGGAAACAGCUAUCCUGAUAUUUUAGUUGGCUCUCUGGACGACAAAGUGGCCCUGCUCAGAGCUCGACCAGUCAUCCACCUAACCAAGAAUUUCACGGUGGAGCCAUAUCUUGUGGACCCAAAUCAGUGUCCUGGAAUUACACCAUGCAUCACAGCGACACUGUGUUUGUCUUUCACUCUAAGCAAUGGAAACAAAGACUUCAAGAAAGAAACCACGGUGAAUUACACAGUGGACGCUGAUAUAGAGAGGAGGAGAAGCUCUCGUGUUCGCUUUGCAGCCAAUAAUGAUGACAAAUACACCGGCACCCUCAGUCUGCCAUCUUCCAAAAAGAAGUGUCUGACUCUGAAACUGAUCGUAGUGUCACCUGUGAGGGACAAACUGGACCCGGUGAUCUUCUCCCUCAGCUUGGCCCUACAAGAACAAAAACCUAAAACCAGACGUGCCCUGCAGAACCUGGACUCAUACCCAAUAAUCAGCCAGGAGCAGAAACUCACUCAAAGAACUGAGAUUCAUUUCCAGAAGGAGUGUGGCUCUGACAACAAAUGCAGCAGUAACCUGCAGCUGACGGCCCAGUUUGGGGACAAAGAUAGAAUACCUUUUCCCAGGGAUGGCAAAUUCCAGAAACUUCAGUUCAACAGCAAUAUGAAGACGAUAAUUCUGAUGGUGAAUGUGACCAACAUUCAUACUAAGGUGAAGCCAGGUGAAGACGCCCACCAAGCCAUGCUCAACAUCUCCAUCCCUGACGCAAUGAGUUACGCCGGCGUCAGGUCGGAGGAUCACGAUGUGGAAUGCAGUUUGGACGCGACAGUGAUGUGUGAGCUGGGGAAUCCACUUAAAGGCAAUGAAAAUGUGACACUUGCCAUCAUCUUUGAGACCUCAGGAUUCAAUUUGUACACAAAAGAGAUUAUGUCUGAGCUGCUUCUGUCCACUCUUAGUGAGCAGAAUGACCUGACCCCUGUGCCUGUGGCCCUGCUGAUCGAACACACCAUUCUCCCCUCCUUUUCCAUAGCAAACCCACUGGUGCAAACACAAUUCAGUGGGACGGUGAUGGGCGAGUCAGCCAUGGCCAACAUGAGUGACGUUGGCAGUCUGGUGGAGUUCACCUUCAAUGUGAACAUGAAUGGACAGCCUCUGGGAGACAUGGGGACCCUGGCUGUGGAGUUUGAAUGGCCCUUUGAGGUAGCCAACGGCAAGUGGCUCCUGUACCUGACCAAGAUUGUGGUAAAAGGGGAAUCGGAGGAGGAAUGUAACCCUGUUGGAGAAGUGGUCAACCUACUAAAUCUAACUUUGGCAGGAAGCAGACAAAAGCGUAUUAAACGACAGAUCGUGGUGGAUGAUGUUAAUGCGGCAAGGCCAUAUAUUAUUGAGCCUCAGGCAGCCAUCACAAUUCUCUCUCCUCGCAAAGAGACCUUCCUGUUGGAAUGCUCGAAGGGGACGGCACGCUGCGUAACGUUUUCCUGUCCGCUGCGCAACAUGACCAACUCAGCCAAGAUUUAUGUCCAGUCCCGGUUGUGGAACAGCACAAUGCUAGAGGACUUUUCUAACGCUCUGAGAAUUAUAGUCAGAGGUCAAGCCACUCUGAAGCUCAUUACAGAUAAACCAACCAUCAGGAUGGACAGACAGCCCACCAUGUUCACAGUAGAAAUCCAGCCUCUGGAGGGGGUGGAGGUGCCCUAUGAGCUCCCGCUGUGGAUCAUCAUCUCUGCGGCUGUAGCAGGAAUUCUACUACUGGGAAUAAUCAUCCUUAUACUAUGGAAGUGUGGCUUCUUCCAGAGGGCCAGCAGGAGGGAGAUGUAUGAGGCCAAAGCCCAGAAGGCUGAGAUGAAGAUCCAGCCCUCUGAGACAGAGAAGCUGACCGAGGACUACUGAGGCCCCCCAUGGGUCCCCCAACAGCACACACCAGUGGGGCUUUUGGCUUGGAUUCUUCAAGCGAGCCAUCUACUACCGGAUAAUGCCAAAGCACCAAGCGGUGAGAAUUCGCAAGGCAGAACGGUAUCAGUUCAAUCUGGGAUUUCAGUUUGAGGAGCCGCAGAAAAAGUAUUGGAUCACCAACUGGACAGAGAUGCAGCAUUACUACUACUGAGGCCUUUACUUUGGGCCCUGAAACUCUCCCAGUUAUACAGGUUUGACACGGGCCAAUCAAAGAACAUUUAGCCCGUUCAAGCCACAUUCAUGGACCAAUCGUGGAUGUUGCAUUCCAUUUUAAUUUUUUUACUUUUGGUAGAUUUCAUCAACUUUCUCAGUGCAAUAUACUGGACAGUUUGUUUCAGACAUUGUAAUUUGUUAAGUAUUUUUUAUGAAUGCAGCGCUGGAAUCGGUGUUGCAUUCAAGAGUAUAUUGUAAAUUGAUUACGGUGUUUGCAUGUAUGUUUCCAUUGUUCUUCUUUCUGAGUCGUCCAAGCAAAGUGGCUUAUCAUUCAUCAUGCUUAUUUCCAACAUCACCAUCAGAGAGUCUAUUGAUGUUCUCUGUGAUAGUGGAUAUUGUUCCUGCUCUGUCCACAGGCAUCACUUUGUGGUCAGCAGUCGUAGGCUAUGUGAGGGUUUUAAAAAUCAGUCAUUAAAGGAGAACUGCACUUAGUAUAUAUUGACCCUUCUGCUACGAAUGUCUUUAUGUGAAUGUCCUCAUCAGUGUAUUUACAGUCAUGUGGAAAUGAUCCCCAAUAAGUGUCCUUAUGCCACGUAGAAAUAGUAUUUCCCUGAUAAAUUCUGAGAGGUACGGAGAAACAAUUGGCACUCCUUUGUGAAUUAUACAUUUUACAGCCCGUGUUUUAAUUAAAUUCCACGUCAAGAUUCAUACAAGCACUCCUGCAACAAGUGGAAAAGCAAUAGCUUCAUGUCUGUAUGUAGAGUUAGCCAACAUGUGUUGAUGAGAUGAUUGGAGCACACUUGAUUAUUUAUUACACUGUCUUGUGUUAUUACAGUAAAGAACCUAUCUUUAAAAAAUAUCACAAACAGGGAGUCAUGACACUGGAUUCAAUAAUAUGUCUGGAGACUGUAAGCGUGGAAAGCUACAUUUUAAAUUGUACAUAGUGACAGGUGACAGUGAAUUGACUAUUUGAAUGAAUGCUCAUGUCAUUGGCCUUUGUUGUUUAAUGUCCCUACGCUUUGUAUUUUUGUAUGAGACAGUAAGUUGACACUUGGAUUGUUUCCAAGCCACUGUGGCCCCCAUUGAGGUCAACCUGCAGCACUGAAAACGGACGGGAUCCGGAAAACAUAGUGAACAGUCUUUGGUGGGACCGAGUGUUGCGUUACCUGAGAGUCACAGGCUGCGGCCGUUACAGAGGCUGCAUUCACUCUGAGAGUAAAGACAGACAGCUGAAACCGAUGCACGAACUCUACUCUCUGUUGUGGUGUUAUUUUUUUACUGUGCAGUUUCAAUGUAAUUAAAUUGUUUUUAACAACC
Molecule: messenger RNA, 4871 nt
Organism: Gymnodraco acuticeps
Lineage: Eukaryota; Metazoa; Chordata; Actinopteri; Perciformes; Bathydraconidae
Gene: itga3b
Product: integrin, alpha 3b
Exons: 26
Coding region: 147-3338 (1063 amino acids)
Biological process (GO): cell-matrix adhesion; leukocyte migration; cell adhesion mediated by integrin
Cellular component (GO): integrin complex; external side of plasma membrane
Molecular function (GO): integrin binding
Source: RefSeq, a predicted model, not a curated record